UCUCGAGUUCGUCGCGUCCGCUGCGCUUGACGCUCGUUUAUUUUGUUAUGCGAUGUCGGGAGUGAAAGGAGUUCUGUAACGCACGAGUGUUUUCAUAAAUCGUACUGUUUACAGCAUGAUUGUGUAAACUGGACUCGACUAAUGUAUGUUAUUUGUUGAACGAAUUAUCAAGAAAACGUAAACAUGGUGCAGGAAUUCGUGUCUCCCGUGAGGGUUCACAAGUUCCCGUUCGAAAUGGUGAUGGCUGCAUACGAGCGGCGGUUUCCAAACUGCCCGCAGAUCCCUGUGGUCCUGGAAUGCGUCAUCACUGAAGACAGCUGGUCCGAAGACGACUCCCAGCGGGACACCGCACGACGAUGCCAGCUGAACGUCGACGCACCAUAUCUGUUGAAGAAGAUGGUCGGCGUCGACUACAUCUACUUCAUCCAGAAGAACCACCUGGACCUGAAGGCGCGAGUGCUGGAGAUCGAGGCCACCAACGAGUCCUUCGCCAACAGGGUCGAGGUGCUGGAGAAAUGCCGAUAUUACGUACACCCAGAGAACCCGAACUGGACGUGUUUCGAGCAGAGCGCGCAUCUCGACGUGACCAACUUCUUCGGGCUGGAGAGCACGGUCGAGAAGAUCGCCAUCAAGCAGUACUCGGCUAACAUUACUAAGGGCAAAGAGUUGAUCGAGGUAUUCAUGAAGGGCGUCGAAGCCGAAGGCGUCACAGACCUCAAACCGUGGGAUCCUGAGGACCCGGCACACAACAGAGAGCUCAGGCGGGUUGUCUCUAGAAACACUGAGCCUCUGUCGCCAAGGACAACUAUAGAGCCGCACCGACAGCCCAAGCCAGACCAAUAUACCCUGGACAGCGAGUACAUCAAGCGGUACACUGCUUCCAUUAAUUUGGGUCAACUGACUCCAAUGCAGGAGUCUACUUAUAAUAUAUUUUCUUUGCUGCUGCAGCUCAGGAAAUGGAUCGCAGACCUGCAGAAAGGGAAGGUACCAUCAGACACGACAUUACUCCGCUUCCUCCGAGCCCGCGACUUCAACGUGGAGAAGUCCCGCGAGAUGCUCUCGCAAUCCCUACUCUGGCGCAAAAAGCACCAGGUCGACCGAAUCCUGUCAGAAUAUGAAACGCCGCAGGUCGUGGCUCAGUAUUUCCCAGGCGGAUGGCAUCAUCAUGACAAAGACGGACGUCCGCUAUACAUCCUCCGACUAGGUCAGAUGGACGUCAAGGGCCUGCUCAAGUCCGUCGGCGAAGACGGCCUCCUGAAGUUGACGCUUCACGUGUGUGAAGAGGGUCUCAAACUCCUGGAAGAAGCCACCCGCUCCUCCGAGCACGCAGUCCAGUCUUGGUGCCUCCUCGUCGACCUGGACGGGCUCAAUAUGAGGCACCUCUGGAGGCCUGGAGUCCGAGCUUUGCUCCGGAUCAUACAGAUCGUUGAGGCAAACUAUCCUGAGACAAUGGGACGCGUGCUCAUCGUGAGAGCGCCGAGAGUCUUCCCGAUACUGUGGACGAUUGUCAGCACGUUUAUAGACGAGAACACCCGCAGCAAGUUCUUGUUUUACGGUGGCAAGGAUUACCUGCAGCCGGGCGGCUUGCUCGACUACAUCCCGAAGGAUCUCAUACCGGACUUCCUCGGAGGACCUUGCAAGAGUUUCGUGCACGAAGGCGGGCUGGUGCCGAAGAGUUUGUACGUGAGUGGAGCCUUCACUGAGCGCGAUGGAGACCCGCUCUGUGAGGACAGCAUCUACCGCUCCGUAUGCCUUGGGAAGGGACAGGUUCACGAGGUGAUCGUGAACAACAAGGACCCGCAGAGCGUGCUGACCUGGGACUUCGACGUGCUGCGACACGAUAUCGCGUUCACCGUCUACCGCUCGCCACACGACUUGGACCUCGAUGAUCCUACAGUGAUUUGCGCCGGCGCCGGCACGGGGGCCGAGGAAGGCAGGUCAGCGCUCACGCGGCAGGACUGGCGCGAGGGAGAACACUUCCACAAGGUGGAGCCCACGCUCAUCGCUCACGACGGAGAGAGUAUACAGGGUUCGCACGUGAUGCUGGAGCGCGGUAGCUACGUGUUGCAGUGGCGCUGCGAAUUAUUGGAUCACGCCCCGCGAGCGCAGCUCAUGUAUUUCCAUGAGACGCUGGCUUCUCACCAUUACAAGGGCUCGAUGUCCAGCCUGCAGUCCGGAGCCUCCGGGUUCUCCUGCCUCAGCGGCAAGUCCGCCGCCAGCUCCUGCCCCUCCAGGUGAUGCGGCGCUCCACCCCCUCCACGCUGGAGGCCUAGGUACAUCGGGGACCCUGGUGGCUAGUACAAACUUCGAUAUCAUGUUAACAUAUUUAUAGAACGCGGUGAUAACACUACCAUUAUGGAAACUGUUUACCACCCCUGCAGGCCUAUGAUGCUUGCAAUUUUAUCACCUAUCUACGUGGAUAAAGCAUCCGUCACGUCCUGUCAAGUAUGCCAGUGUAAGGAACGAGUGUCUUAUCCACGUUGAUAAUCUUA
Leguminivora glycinivorella is the source of this 2492-nucleotide messenger RNA. RefSeq names its product protein real-time (gene retm). The record is from RefSeq and is a predicted model, not a curated record. Gene Ontology annotation, cellular component: cytoplasm. The transcript is spliced from 16 exons. NCBI's taxonomy places the organism in Eukaryota, Metazoa, Arthropoda, Insecta, Lepidoptera, Tortricidae. Bases 184 to 2238 code for a protein of 684 amino acids.